UAGCUUGCCCAACGGCAGUGUCGGUAAGUUUUGAACCCCAAGACAUAUGCUGAAUCGUCACCCGUACCUUUAGGCUGGUAUUGGGCUGACGCUGUCUUGGCAGAGGCCUUGUUUCAUGGAGCCAGGGCGAGUUUUGAAGGAAUUCUCUCCCUCUAGAAAUGAUUUCAGGUCAUUUGGUUCUGCCGCCCGGAAAUCGUGGAGGCCAUCGCCAUUCCCAGGUUACAGUGGUCCGAGACUAUCAGGCUUGUAUUCCUUUCACCAGGGUUCUUGGAGAAGGUGACAUUGUACUACUUCUGACUCCUGUCAUCACACCUCAUGAACAAAAUGGCAGUGAUCCCUUUGAGCCAUUUGGGCGAACAUUGGCCGCAAGACAUCCGUGGAUUAGGCAUGUUCCAUACACCGCGCGAAACGGAAUCACCAGCACGCAUGUAGCUUUCAUAAAGCGGGCGAAGGUGGUCAUAUUUAUCAUAACAAAUCCACCCAAUUCUAGGCAACUGUCGCAAGUCGAGAUUGCCGAGGCGUCUCAGACUGUUGGAGAUGAAAAACUCCAUGUUGUUGUUGCGUGUGGAAAUGCUGACGACUUGGGGCUUAUUGAAGCAAGCUUUCCGACAAUCAUACAGUCUAGGUCCUCUCUACUAGAGCUUCAUGCGGUGGCGGCCGUUCUUUUUGGAGAAUCCUCGGGGGCUGGUACGAGUACAGUCAAAGUCCAGGAGCUGAUGAUACCUCCAAAGCAUUGGCCACCGGAGGAAUGGGACGGGCUCGAUGUCACUCCAGUCCAUGAUCUCUGGAAUCGUUGUUUACCCGAUCAGUUUCACCUUGAGGAGUUUCCUCUACGAAACUUGCUUCAGCGGGAUGGAUACGCCAAGCAUUUCAUUGUCAGGCUCCCGGACACGGGCGAAAUAAUAGGUUUCUGCGCAACCUACACUACGUAUGUUGACAAAGAUGAAGAGCGACUGAUUGGGUCGCUUGCUAUCGUCAUAGUCAAGUCACCAUAUAGAAGGCGCGGUAUAGGAAGAAGUCUUUACGAUCACGCGUUAAGGCAGUUGAAGAGGAUCCGGGGCGUAGAUCGUCUCAGGCUAGGCUCGACAUAUCCCCGAUUAUUGAGCGGCAUACCAGCACGUUCCCCUUCGGAAGAGUGGUUCCAAAGGCGCGGGUGGACUAUGGAUAGACUUGGCCCCGGACGAGGGGAGUAUAUCUGCGACUGGUUGCUCAAAAUAGACGACUGGCCGAAUGGAGGAGUAUCAACAGGCCCCCCCGGCUUGGCUUUUCGUCCAGCUACUUUCAGUGAUUUCGAAACUGUAUCAGACUUCAUUGAGAAAGAGACUACGCACAAAGAUUAUACGGGUUGGUACGACCAGUAUAUGAACCUAGCCCACGACGGGCGAUUCGACGAUAUUAUUCUAGGGACGGAGAGAUCACGAAUCAUUGCUGCGGCAUUAGUCUACACGUCCCGCGAUGGUAGUUCAUUGGCAUUGGACAUUCCAUGGGCUCGGACGAUAGGACAUGAUGUGGGAGGUGUGACAUGCAUAUGCAUUGCAGGUUGGUCAUUUAUUUAUUAAUUUGGUGAGACGAAUUGGCUUACUAGAGAGUAGAUGACAAUGGAUCAAUGAUGAGUAGCAGGGAUACUGUUAUGAUCAGGCUCCUUGACGCGUGUAUCACAGUGCUACGGAAACACGGAAUGCAGCGUGUCUAUCUCGACGCUAUCAAAGGUGGUGACGAAGGAUUUCAAUCAAUGGGCUUCCAAAAAUGGGCCAAGUA
This is a messenger RNA of Xylaria bambusicola, 1758 nucleotides long. RefSeq lists its product as uncharacterized. The transcript is spliced from 2 exons. The coding region runs from base 159 to 1559 and encodes 466 amino acids. Lineage: Eukaryota; Fungi; Ascomycota; Sordariomycetes; Xylariales; Xylariaceae. The record is from RefSeq and is a predicted model, not a curated record. Gene Ontology annotation, molecular function: acyltransferase activity, transferring groups other than amino-acyl groups.